UGCUGUCUGCUCCGCGAGCGAAGAGAUCCGUCAGAGAAAGAGACGAUGGCGAGAGGCAGCCGGAGCCUGAGAAAAGUAGCUGAGUGUAUAAAACAGUUUCCGUCGACAGCCACCCGGGAAAUACAGACCAGGAACAGAGUCAGAUACCUGUCAUCAUGUGGGAUCCUGAUGGCUCGUGUACCUCCCCCGCUGGUUGCAGCCAUGCCCGGGCGGAGCAUCGCGUUACCCGCUCGUAGCUUCUUCAACCUGGCCGAUUCCUUCUCCAAGAGGAAGGAGUACUCUGAGAGACGCAUCAUUGGGUUUUCCAUGCAGGAGAUGUACGAGGUGGUGGCCGGAGUGGAAAACUACCGCCUCUUUGUUCCCUGGUGUAAGAAGUCUGAAGUGGUGUUCAAGCGAGCUGGAUUCUGCAAGGCCAAACUAUCUGUGGGCUUUCCACCUGUGAUGGAGAGCUACACCUCUCUUAUCACUUCAGUGCGCCCCCACCUGGUCAAGGCGUCCUGUUCAGAUGGUAAACUGUUCAACCACCUGGAGACGGUUUGGCGUUUCAGCCCUGGCCUCCCGGGAUAUCCUCGCACCUGCACUGUGGAUUUUUCUAUCUCCUUCGAGUUUCGCUCCCUCCUCCACUCCCAGCUCGCCCACAUGUUCUUCGACGAGGUGGUGAAGCAGAUGGUUACAGCGUUUGAGCGUCGCACCUCCAAGAUAUACGGCACCGAGACGGCCAUCCCUCGUGAGCUCAUGUUCCACGAGGUUCACCACACGUAGCGCCGCACACACACCAACACACAAACACCAUGACAACGUCAGAGGAAAAACGAGGAGUGUGGAGAGGAAGAAGAGACUACCUGUGUUCUAACUGUAAACUGCCGUGCCUUUCUCACUGCAACGACCAAGUUGAUCCCAACAGUUUCCUAUCUCAUUGUUAGAACUGAUCUGGAUCCAGCAGCUCAUUUCAUCUUGGUGCUAACAACACAUGGACAUGUUUCCUUUUCAGUUCAUUUCCACCAUCAGAACUUAGAAAUCUGUGCCUGGUUGUGCAACUUGAGUUUACAGGUUAAUAUGAAUGUGUUUCCAGGGCCUAGCUGUGCUGUUGGUCAUAACUGGGUCAAGUGAGUAUGUCAUCACAUCUGUAAACAUCAGCGACACUCAGCAGUUAACUGCACUGCUUUAACCACCAUCUAGUGACCAAUGUAAUGAACUUUAAUUUAAAAAGCUGCUUUGGGAGACAUUUUCUAAGUGCAUGUCUUCUAUAAACAGGUGUCAGGAUGUGUAGUCGGUGAUACUGCAGAUGUCGGGAACAAAACAAAUCAGAUGGGGCCGUUUGAAGUUGUAGGAGAGAAGGAAGCGUAUUACAGAUGUGUGCAGAGGCUCAGGUGAAGCUACUGGAUGUUGCAAUGUGAUUAAGACUAAACACUGAUGGUGCAGCCCCGCUAUACGCAACCAGAAAUUCCCUCCCGUUCAUUGUGUACAAGAAGCGACUGAUUCAAAACCAAGCUGGCGGCGUGACGGUUUUAAAUAUUCAAAUAAUGCUCACAUCGAGACACAAGCGACGAGUUUCUGAACAGCUCUGUGUAGAACUGCUGAAUCGAGACUCAGGGUUCCCACGGUCAUAGAAAACCUGGAAAAGUCCAGGCCUGGAAAAGUCAUGGAAUUAUUUUGUUGCACGGAUUGAAAUUGUUAGAAUAAUCUUCCAUGGAUUACCCUCUGCGUAAUGUAACGUAACAGCAAGUUUAUUUUCUGGAGAUGACGAUGUAACGUGGCUCUAACAUGCAUCGAUGUGUGACAGCGUUUUGUUUAUCAUUACGUAUGUUUCUCCCCACGUUCCAUCUCUCCCGUCACGUCUGCCCGUUAGCUGAAAUUAUGUUUGAAUCUGAUAUGUUUAAAGAACGCCAGGCAAGUGGGGCAAGACAAACAAAAUUAUGGGUCCUUGAAAAGUCAUGGAGAAGUUUUUAAAUUUUCACCAUGAAAAUAUGAGAACCCUGGAGACUAAUGAUAAUCAGCGAAUGUCGACAAUAUUGUUCAUGUGAAUCAGCCAUUUACGUUGAAUUUGUAAAGUAUGACAGAAAACGGUUUUGCACUGUUGCUUAGUGAGUAAAGAAGGAGGCGGGGCAUUGUAGGAUUGACAAAAGUGACCAGCGUGGCAGGGCGGACAUGAGUUAAUGUGAAUUGGCAGCGUAUAGUGUUCAUGCACUGUAACUCGUCAGUGUGUAAGAUGUGAAAGGUUCCUUUAACUCAAGCUCCAUGCCAGAGUGCGUGCAAAAAAACAUACUGUGCAGAUUUUAGGGAACUAGCAAACAGUUUAGAUUUCAGUAGUCAAGCUACAGGAGCUUCACGAGUCAGACAGUUAACGGUUCGUCUUGGGUCAACGUGAACAGGUCCAAGUGUAAUCUCAAUGAUCCUGUACCUGGGUUUGCUCGACACACAGGGCAACACAACACACUUCCUCUGACAGCUGACCCACAUCUGACGUGAGUCAGGAGCUCAGUGGAGAACGGUUACUCACCAUUCAGUGAGAGCUUGACUCAGGUGUGAUGACCGAGGAAGUGAAGUACACAUUGUUACACUCCUUUCUCUACAGCGUUACAGCUGUGUUGAGUGUUGGGAAGAGUUUAGCUGCAAGUAACAGUCGCAAAUGUUAACGAAAAAGACUACAGGGUGUUGAAUUUGCUUCUUGUGUCUGAGUAUUAAUCAAUGUAUUUGUCACGAGAAAUCAUCUUGGGUACAAUUCCAGUGAGAUGUAACAGUCUAAAACAUGAAGAUAAUCAAUUUAUCGUCACAUGUGACAAAGGAAAGCAGCAAAUUAUCAUCUUUUACAAGCUGGAACCAGAGAAUAUUUGGCACUUUUGCUUGGAAAAUGAAAAAUAGUUGCCAACUAAUCGACUACUAGUUGCAGCUGUAGACGAGUUGAACCUUGGAUCGUUCAAACGCUGGUUAAAGCAGUGCAGGAAGCCAAUGAGAACAGCUCACAGUGGAAAUGAACACAGUUUCUGAAGGGUUAAAGAUGUAGAACGGUUACAGCUCACAGUCCGCACAGACCUCACGGAUCAUGUUACAGAGGUCGCAUCAAGUGCAGCGAUGCUUCUGUUGGGCACAGGUGACGUGAUACGAGCAGCAGCACCAGCUAUUAAAACCUUUUCUGUGACGACUUGAGCGUGAAGGGCACAAAAGAAAUUAAUGUUUAAACUCAAAGUAAACUCUGAUGGGUGUGAGGCUGAUGAACGGUGACAUAUUAAACUUCCACCUCCACUGUGUCGCCACAUGUAACUGUAUAUAAUGAGAAUAUAUUAUAAGAUUAUAUUAAGAGAGUAAAGUGCAGAGGCAGGUUAGACGCUGUGUCAGUGAGGAGUGUGUACAGAUGACUGCAGAUAGAUGUACUACAUGUACUGUAAACUGUCAGGAAUACACUCGCCUUUCAAAGGGUGCUCAACUUUCAUUUUGUAUGGAAGACAAGAGCGGACAUGCUUGCAGUUAUUUUUUAAAUCAUAAACGAAAUAAAUGAAUUUGCCUUUAGUUAUCUCAAGAUCACAAGAUUUGUUGUCUUGAGAUAAUAAAGCUUGUUUUCUUGUGAUAAUAAUUCUUAUAUUAUUAAUUGAUCAGUAGAAUUUAGAUAUAAUUUAACAUAUGACAGAAGUCAGGCUUUUCAAGAUAACGAGAUAAUAUACUGUAUUAUAUAUUUCUGAGAUGACGGGAUAAUUAUACUGCAGUCACGUGAACAGUCGGUUACGUCCCGAAACUCGCUUUGUCGUAAAAUAUCAUGAGAAAUCCGCCUUUUGUUUUCUUAAGAAUUGAUUUAAAUUCACGUUAUCACGAGAAAACGAGCUGUGUCAUCCUGAGAUGAUGACUCGGGGUGUUUCUGUGCACCAGUAUUGACAAUAACCGUAAUAUUUAAAAAAGAAAUAUGUAUAUUGUGUUAAUAACACAAUAAAUAAUCCUCUUAAAUUAUUUCCCUUUAUUUCCGUUAUCGCUUCGUCUAACUCGCCACCUCCUGACAUUUGUAUUUAAA
Molecule: messenger RNA, 4000 nt
Organism: Epinephelus moara (kelp grouper)
Lineage: Eukaryota; Metazoa; Chordata; Actinopteri; Perciformes; Serranidae
Gene: coq10b
Product: coenzyme Q10B
Exons: 5
Coding region: 46-762 (238 amino acids)
Biological process (GO): ubiquinone biosynthetic process; cellular respiration
Cellular component (GO): mitochondrion
Molecular function (GO): ubiquinone binding
Source: RefSeq, a predicted model, not a curated record